Aspergillus tanneri is the source of this 1752-nucleotide messenger RNA. RefSeq names its product FAD-binding oxidoreductase (gene DLD1). NCBI's taxonomy places the organism in Eukaryota, Fungi, Ascomycota, Eurotiomycetes, Eurotiales, Aspergillaceae. Gene Ontology annotation, cellular component: mitochondrion. Gene Ontology annotation, biological process: lactate catabolic process. The record is from RefSeq and is a predicted model, not a curated record. Gene Ontology annotation, molecular function: D-lactate dehydrogenase (NAD+) activity; D-lactate dehydrogenase (cytochrome) activity; FAD binding. The coding region runs from base 1 to 1752 and encodes 583 amino acids. The transcript has 4 exons.
AUGGCCAUAAAACCGCACCAUCGUACACUCCAGUCGAGGUCUAUUCAGGCUUCUGUUCAGCACAACUCAAAUGAGAGACAACGAUCAUUUAAAAACCAGCUAUACGAGAGUACGCAACAACGGCUGAAGCGUGAACGUGCUGACCAGGAGCGGCACGCACAAUAUCAGAAGCAGUCACAGGGUAGCCGUUAUGCUGCGCUGAUGUUUGCAUUGGCUAUUUUCUCAACAGGAGGCUAUUUCCUAGGGUCCCUGAAACCGCCAAGCCUCCCAACUUCAUCAACGACACCUCUUUUUGACGUGGAACCUUUACAACACAACGUCUCUCAAUCGAACCUUCAAGCUGCUUGGACCGACUUCGUUCACAUUCUAGGAAAGGAAAAUGUCUCGACAGAUAAUGGUGACUUGGAGAUGCAUUCGGGUUCGGACUGGUCUUCGUAUACACGAAAAGAAAACGAGAAGCCUUUCCUUAUCCUCUACCCUUCAACCACCGAAGAAGUCUCACGUAUCAUGAAAAUCUGUCACCAAAGGAUCAUUCCGGUGACUCCCUAUUGCGGUGGAACCAGCCUGGAAGGGCAUUUUACACCCACACGAGGUGGGGUAUGCAUUGACUUCCGUCGCAUGGACCGAGUUUUGGAAGUUCAUAAAAAAGACCUUGAUGUUGUAGUGCAACCUGCUCUUGGAUGGGAGGAUUUAAACGAGCAGCUUUCUGCGGACGGCCUAUUUUUCCCACCUGAUCCCGGGCCCGGUGCUAUGAUCGGUGGCAUGGUAGGCACGGGCUGCUCAGGGACUAAUGCCUACAGAUAUGGGACGAUGCGAGAAUGGGUUCUCUCUUUAACCGUCGUGCUUGCGGAUGGGACCGUCGUAAAGACCAAGCAGCGACCACGGAAGUCAAGUGCCGGUUAUGAUCUCACCAGGCUUUUUAUCGGAAGCGAGGGAACACUUGGACUUGUAACUGAGGCUACUUUAAAGCUGACUGUCAAACCCAAGAGUCAAAGUGUCGCUGUUGCGAGUUUUCCAACUAUUCAAAGCGCAGCAAAGUGUGUCACCCGCGUUGUAGAGGAAGGUAUACCAGUUGCUGGCGUUGAAAUACUGGAUGACGUGCAAAUGAGGUGCAUUAACGACAGCCACGCCACUAGCCGCCAAUGGAAAGAAUCGCCUACGCUAUUCUUCAAGUUCACGGGAACACCUGUUGGUGUCAAGGAGCAGAUAAGCCUGGUACAAAAGAUCGUAUCCAAGACUGCAGGCGAAUCGUUCGAAUUUGCUCGCGGCGAAGAGGAGAUGCAACUGCUAUGGAGUGCCCGGAAAGAGGCUCUCUGGAGUGUAAUGUCAAUGAGAAGAGGCCCUGAAGACCAUGUUUGGACGACUGACGUGGCAGUUCCAAUGAGCAAACUGCCAGAUAUUAUUGAAGCAACGAAAAAGGACAUGACUCAGAGUGGACUGUUAGCAGGAAUAUGUGGCCAUGUGGGAGAUGGUAAUUUCCAUGCAAUUAUCCUCUUCAAUGAGAACGAAAGGGAAAGUGCAGAGGCUGUUGUUCAUCGAAUGGUGAAGCGAGCGGUGGAUUUGGAGGGCACUGUAACAGGUGAGCAUGGCGUCGGUCUCAUUAAACGGGACUACCUUGAACAUGAAGUUGGAGAGUCUACGGUUGAUGCUAUGCGCCGGUUAAAAUUAGCUUUCGACCCCCUUUGCUUGCUCAAUUGCGACAAGGUUGUUAGGAUAGAGCAUCCAACACUAGGGGAAGUUAAAGAGUGGUGA